Messenger RNA from Telopea speciosissima, 1308 nucleotides. Its product is annotated as 60S acidic ribosomal protein P0-like. The record is from RefSeq and is a predicted model, not a curated record. Gene Ontology annotation, molecular function: structural constituent of ribosome; large ribosomal subunit rRNA binding. NCBI's taxonomy places the organism in Eukaryota, Viridiplantae, Streptophyta, Magnoliopsida, Proteales, Proteaceae. Gene Ontology annotation, cellular component: cytosolic large ribosomal subunit. The transcript has 5 exons. Gene Ontology annotation, biological process: ribosome biogenesis; ribosomal large subunit assembly; cytoplasmic translation. Bases 197 to 1165 code for a protein of 322 amino acids.
UAAGCUUUAUGUUUCUCACAGUGUUUGCAGAGUAGGCUAAUUAGGGUUUUUCUCAACCCUUACUCAAAAGCAGUAGCGAGGUUAAAGAGACGGCGAUUUGCUGUCCGCCUUGACAGAACUUUGCUUCGUCUUGGCCCUCUUGUGAGAUCAUUCAUCUUUCUUUAGUUUGAAUUUCUGAAACUCGAUAUCUCUAGCAAUGGCGGUGAAACCUACGAAGGCCGAGAAGAAGGUUGUAUACGACCAGAAGCUAUGCGAGCUUCUUGACCAAUACAGUCAGAUCCUAGUGGUUGCAGCCGAUAACGUGGGUUCGAACCAGCUUCAAAGCAUUCGAAGGGGUUUACGUGGUGAUUCAGUAGUUCUGAUGGGAAAGAACACCAUGAUGAAGCGAUCUGUCAGGCUUCAUGCCGAGAGGACCGGGAACAAGGCCUUCCUGAAUCUCGUUCAACUCCUUGUGGGAAAUGUUGGUUUGAUUUUCACGAAGGGUGACUUGAAGGAAGUUAGGGAAGAGGUUGCCAAAUACAAGGUUGGAGCUCCUGCCCGUGUUGGACUUGUUGCACCUAUUGAUGUCGUUGUGCCUCCUGGCAACACUGGAUUGGACCCUUCCCAGACUUCUUUCUUUCAGGUGCUCAAUAUUCCAACCAAGAUUAACAAGGGUACUGUUGAAAUCAUUACCCCUGUUGAGCUCAUCAAGAAAGGUGACAAGGUGGGAUCUUCCGAGGCUGCUCUGCUUGCAAAACUCGGAAUAAGGCCCUUUUCUUAUGGUCUUGUUGUGCAAACUGUGUAUGACAAUGGCUCAGUCUUCAGCCCAGAGGUGCUUGAUCUCACCGAGGAUGACCUGAUGGACAAAUUUGCACUUGGUGUAUCCAUGAUCACCUCUCUGUCAUUGGCAAUCUCAUACCCCACUUUGGCUGCUGCACCCCAUAUGUUCAUCAAUGCGUACAAGAAUGUUUUGGCUGUUGCAGUUGCAACUGAGUACUCCUUCCCACAGGCUGAUAAAGUGAAAGAAUUCUUGAAGGACCCAACCAAGUUCGCAGUUUCUGUGGCACCCGUUGCUGCUGCAGAUUCUGGUGCUGCUCCAGCAGCAGCUGCUGCUUCUAAGGUGGAAGAAAAGGAAGAGCCUGCCGAGGAGUCUGACGAUGAUAUGGGUUUCAGUUUGUUUGAUUAAGUAGUUUUGUAGGGUUCAGUUUCUACUAUAGUGUUUUGUAGCAUUUCUUCCAAAGCAAUACGUUUUUGAUUGCCUGAAGUUUGGAGUUUUAUCCGUGGUGUAAUUUUUUUUUCCAUGUUAUAGUUUGACGAAUACCCUUGAUU